AAAAGCGACCCUAGUGAGAAGAAGGGGCUUGUGGACGAGUUAAUGGGUCGGCUUGGCCGCAUGGUCCUCGGGAAGGAAUCAAAGCACUCCAAGACUUCGAACCAUCCUCAAGGCGCAUUUGUUGGCGGAUUCGGACCAGGAGAUGGGUCGCAAAGACCUCAUGUUUAUCCUCAGCAGGGCUAUACUUCGCCGUUUCCGCCACCUCUGCCUCCGAAACCUCAAAUGGCUAUGCCCGAGCCCAUGUAUUUUGACGCGGCGGGGCCAGGGCCCUCACUCACGACACAGUUCGCCCUGCAACAGCUCAACGGGCAGAGCGUACCAAAUCUUCCGACACCUCCCGUUCUCCUACGUCCUCCUGCAGACGCUCCCCUACGCCCGCACUCCGACUCUGAUGUCCCCAGGCCGCAUGCGUCACCGCCCGAGACGCGUCCUAGCGCCUCUUCCCCCGCGACCCCUCCGAAGUCCACAGACAAACUCGAUGUGUCUAGUUCGCCGACAAGCGGACGCGGUCGCAGAAAAUCGUCACCGGGCUCUAUGGACGGCACUGUGCUGUGCAGUGGGACGACCAAGGCCGGCGAGCGGUGCAAGAACUCCGCAAAGCGGCCGACGGCGCUGGGUCAUCUCGACUCGGACGCAGACCAAGAGAUCGAGCGAUACUGUCAUGUGCACAUGAAAGAAGUUCUCAAGCCGAGCGGGUUCCAGUCGCCGUGCGUGAACGAGUGGGUGAGCUACGACGAUUGGAUACCGCUUUACCUGCAGGAUGACACGCGCGCUGCACUGCGAUUUGAGAUGAACAAGCCUGCGUCUGCGUCAGACCGCGAUGGGUACAUCUACACAUUCGAGAUCCGCGACACGGCGAACCCCGACAGCGUGCAUCUCAAAGUCGGGCGUACGGUGAACCUCGUCAAGCGCAUCAACGAGUGGUCGAAGCAAUGCGAAUCUAAGGAGCAAGUCCUCCGCGGGUACUGGCCGGGCGACGGCACCGACGACGCCAGCAAUCUCAUGAAGGGUCGCGUCAAGGUCGGCGACCCCGGGAAGUACUGCUAUCGCCUCGAGCGACUCAUCCACCUCGAACUUGCAGAUUUGAUCGUUAACCGGCCGUAUCUCUUAUCCGGGUAUCCCAAGUUGACUGAGGCUCCCGAGCGCAAUGCGAAACCUCCGCCGAAGAGAAAGUGUCCUGAUUGCGGGAAAAUGCAUAAGGAAAUUUUCACCUUCUCGCGAAUUACCAAUGGGAAACGCAAGGGGCGAGAGUACGAAACGAUCGUCAAGCCAGUAGUUGAGAAGUGGGGAAGAUAUGUUGAGAAGUACGUUGACAGGCCGUCGACGACUUAGAGCGAAUGGCGCAUCUCAUUUAUCUACGAAUCAUCAUCGUUGUAUCUCAUGUUUCAGGCUGUAUAUUAUCACCACAGCAUAUACUGGCACACUAUCAUGUAUCAGCUCGCAUAGGUUGUAUGUAUAACGACAGGAU
Messenger RNA from Phanerochaete carnosa HHB-10118-sp, 1468 nucleotides. RefSeq lists its product as uncharacterized. The record is from RefSeq and is a predicted model, not a curated record. Lineage: Eukaryota; Fungi; Basidiomycota; Agaricomycetes; Polyporales; Phanerochaetaceae. The coding region runs from base 43 to 1332 and encodes 429 amino acids. The transcript is spliced from 4 exons.